Molecule: messenger RNA, 909 nt
Organism: Symbiodinium natans
Lineage: Eukaryota; Dinophyceae; Suessiales; Symbiodiniaceae
Source: the annotation of a GenBank genome assembly
AUGGCCUGGAACAAAUAUCAUGUCAGGCCCCAGCUGCAGCAAACGAGCGCUAAUGAGCAGGAGUCGCCGUGGGACAUGCGUGGCAAGAAAUCGCCAGAAAUCGAUUCGCUGAGCACCGAGGUGUGGCAGCGAACGGGCUACCAUCCCCAUGUGGAGAUGUGGCAUCAGCACAUGGCGAGUUCAGCUUUACCUCCAUGGACACCGCAGAAUGUUAUGACGGCAGUCCACGAGGUCCAAAACUACCAGAACUACGGAAGAGUUCCCAUUGUUCCCCCGAGUCAUCCGCCUUUGCCAACACAGUUGCUUUUGGGUCAGGCUGGACUGAGACAUGGAGGGCGUGGAGUACCUCAAAUGCAUCAGCAGGUGUGUACUUUCAUUGUCCAGAACAUCCCCUCCCGCUACACGCCGCGGAGGUUAAUGGAGGCGUUUCAGAGAGGUGGUGCAGGUGGCAUUAACUUUCUAUACCUACCGUUCAGGUACAGGCAGAGGCGGUCCAGCCGCUACGUCUUCGUCAAUUUCCGGUCCGUGGAACAAGCUGCCCUUUUCAGGAGCAGGUGGGAUGGGCGGCCGCUACAGCAGUGGGAGCGGCCUCUCGUGUUUGGCAUCGCACGGACGCAGGGCCUGGAAGCCAACAUGUACUUACAUGCCUUCGGUCGCGAGAGGGAGGAGAGGGCACAACCCAUAGUGUUCUUCAAUGAUGUGGAGGUGACUUUCGACCAAGCUUGGCGCCACCUACAGCAGACGCUGUCCCCCAUGGACUGGGCCAUGGUGGAACGUGAGGCCAACAACAGCCGUGCAGACAUGGAAGAUGAAGAAGAGGGUGGCGGUGAAGGUGCGGAGUACACCUACGAUCCAGGGGCUUCCGUGACCUCCUCGACCAGCGGGUCAAGAAUUGUCAUCAAUUUAUAA